This is a messenger RNA of Theobroma cacao (cacao), 979 nucleotides long. Its product is annotated as RING-H2 finger protein ATL80-like. NCBI's taxonomy places the organism in Eukaryota, Viridiplantae, Streptophyta, Magnoliopsida, Malvales, Malvaceae. The record is from RefSeq and is a predicted model, not a curated record.
AAAUCAUUACUUCAACAGAAAACGUUAGAACAACUGGACACAACACAACACAACACUACAGUACAUAAACGAAUCUCUCUCACUCUCUCUCUCUUCACAUGACUCGUCCUUUCAGACUCCUAGGCGCCGCCAACUCCUCGGCAACUAGCGAGCCGCCGCCGCCGCCUCCUGAACAAGGGGCAACCGUCGACUCCGACUUCGUCGUAAUCCUUGCAGCUCUCCUCUGCGCCCUUAUCUGCGUGCUGGGUCUCAUCGCUGUCGCACGCUGCGCCUGGCUUCGCCGACUCUCCGGCAGCUCUGCCUCCAACCCAGCAGAUACACCUCGUCCUACGCCUCCUGCCAACAAGGGCCUCAAGAAGAAGAUCCUCAAAUCCCUCCCCAAGGCCACCUUUUCAGCUGAAUCCUCUGCCAAAUUCUCCGAUUGCGCAAUUUGCCUGGCGGAGUUUGAGGUGGGCGAUGAAAUCCGGGUGCUGCCGCAGUGCGGCCACGGCUUCCACGUGGCCUGCAUCGACAUGUGGCUGGGGUCCCAUUCUUCCUGCCCUUCCUGCCGUCAGAUUCUGGUAGUUGCCAGAUGCCACAAGUGCGGCGGUUUACCCGGGCCGGGGGCUUCAACCUCGGGAACUGACACUGAGGCCAGAUUGAAGGAGCGUGAAGAUGAGGUCAAUAGGUUCUUGCCCUAGCCUCUCAGUCUCAGGGUUCCCCAUUUUUUCUUUCUUUUCAAAGUUAAUUCUAUUAGGUUAGCUUGCCUCCUGAAUUGUUACUACUACCACUACUAGCAUUUAGGUUUGGAUUUUAUUCGAAUUUCUAUGUAGUAGUAUUUGAUUUGGUGUAUGUAUGUAAAGUUAAGUGGUACUUAUGUAUGUAAAAAAUAUAGGCAGAAUUCAGAAUGUCAGAUUCCUGUAAGAACAUAAUUAGUUCAGAGUACCCACACAAAAAAGAUUAAUGGUUCAAGAAUGAAAAUUGAGCAACUUUUCAGUGA